CUUCACCCUUUAUCUAAUCUAUGUCUUCACCACAAGGCAUAAAAUCAUAAGCUAUAUAAAUUCGAUUUGAAAUUCAAAUUUUGAAUCCUUCAAAUUGAAUAUUCGUUUAGUCAGAGCGUUUAGUGUUGUUUACUAACAAAAUGGAAAAUAAACAAAAAAGGGGACCUAAAGCCUCAGAGAAGGAGAGACAAUUAAUGUUGGAGUUGGUGGAAAUGCAUAAAGCUGUUUUGGAAAAUAAAUGUACAGAUGCGACUAACAAUAAAAAAAAACAAAAGGCUUGGGAGAACAUUGAAUGCUUGUACAAUAAAAAUACUGAUGGACCAAAGAAAACCAGACAUCAGUUAAAAAUUCUGUAUUUAAAUUACAAAAGAAAUAACAGAAGAAAUAUGGCUGGGAUAAAUAAGGAAGACUAUAUACAAAAAACAGAGACAACAGAUUACAAAAUACAUACUCCUAUAUUGUCCGAAGAAGAGGCGAGGAUACUUGCUCUUUUAAAAGAGGAGAUAACACCUGACCAAAAUACCUUUGACGAUAGUGCAAAAUGGUUUGGACCAGAAAAAGUAUAUGAAUCCCCACAAUGUUCCUCAUCCCCUCAACCUGGUUGUUCUUACCAACAAGACCCUCCUGCACACGGUCUAGGCCGUGAUACUGCUCCUGCUUCUGCUCCUGCUCCUAGAACCACAAUUCGAAAAAAAAGGAAAACUGUUUUAAAAAAAACAAAAAUGAAUCCAUACAAAAAACUUAUUAUUUCGAAAAUCUGCCUGGUCAGACUACAAAGGCGUCUGGCCAUUAAGGAGGAUAAUAGAAAAGAGGCUGAACAUGCUUUAAAAAUAAAAAUCCUCCAGGCAGAAUUAAAGAAACUAGAAAAUUGAAAUAAAUAUUUUAAAAUACAAUUUUG
Molecule: messenger RNA, 898 nt
Organism: Brassicogethes aeneus
Lineage: Eukaryota; Metazoa; Arthropoda; Insecta; Coleoptera; Nitidulidae
Source: the annotation of a GenBank genome assembly